Odobenus rosmarus divergens (Pacific walrus) is the source of this 1160-nucleotide messenger RNA. It is a transcript of the gene GPR157, whose product is annotated as G protein-coupled receptor 157. The transcript is spliced from 4 exons. The coding region runs from base 157 to 1158 and encodes 333 amino acids. NCBI's taxonomy places the organism in Eukaryota, Metazoa, Chordata, Mammalia, Carnivora, Odobenidae. Gene Ontology annotation, biological process: adenylate cyclase-activating G protein-coupled receptor signaling pathway; cell surface receptor signaling pathway. Gene Ontology annotation, cellular component: plasma membrane. Gene Ontology annotation, molecular function: G protein-coupled receptor activity. The record is from RefSeq and is a predicted model, not a curated record.
GGCACGGGGCGGGCCGCUGGCCCGGAGGGACCGGGAGGGGCCGGGACGCGAGCCGUGGGCGCAUCGGUGCCCAGACGGCAGCGGCGGGACAGCCGCACGCGCGUCCCGGCCUCUGUCCCCGCGGCGCCGCGGCCCCGGCCCCCUGCCGGCUCGGCCAUGCAGCUGCCCGCGCCGCCCACCGAGCUGGUGCCGUCGGAGCGCGCCGUGGUGCUGCUGUCGUGCGCGCUCUCCGCGCUCGGCUCCGGCCUGCUGGUGGCCACGCACGCCCUGUGGCCCGACCUGCGCAGCCGGGCACGGCGCCUCCUGCUCUUCCUGUCGCUGGCGGACCUGCUCUCGGCUGCCUCCUACUUCUACGGGGUGCUGCAGGACUUCGCGGGCCCCUCGUGGGACUGCGUGCUGCAAGGAGCGCUCUCCACCUUUGCCAACACCAGCUCCUUCUUCUGGACCGUGGCCAUCGCCCUCUACCUGUAUCUCAGCAUCGUCCGCGCGGCGCGCGAGCCUCGGACCGGCCGCCUGCUCUGGGCCUUCCACGUCGUCAGCUGGGGGGUCCCGCUGGCCAUCACGGUGGCAGCUGUCGCCCUGAAGAAGAUUGGUUAUGACGCCUCGGACGUGUCAGUCGGCUGGUGCUGGAUUGACCUGGAGGCGGAGGACCGCAUCCUGUGGAUGCUGCUGACCGGGAAGCUCUGGGAGAUGCUGGCCUACGUCACGCUGCCCGUGAUCUACUGCCUUAUCAGGAAGCACAUAAACAGGGCGCACGAGGCGCUGUCGGAGUACCGGCCCAUCCUCUCCGAGGCUCACCGGCCACAGCACCAGGCCUCCGUGGCCGACAAGAAGCUGAUGCUCAUCCCGCUCACCUUCAUCUGCCUCCGGGUCUGGAGCACCGUGCGAUUCGUGCUGACCCUCUGUGGCUCCCCGGCCGUGCAGUCGCCAGUGCUGGUCGUUCUGCAUGGUAUUGGGAACACAUUUCAGGGCGGUGCCAAUUGCAUCAUGUUCGUCCUCUGCACCCAGGCCGUCCGAACUCGGCUCUUCUCCAUCUGCUGCUCUUCCCAGCCGCGUGCUGAGAGCCCGGCUGGCCCUCCCAAGGCUCCUGCCGCACCCUCCAAGACAGGAGAACCUCAGGGGUCCAGACGCACCCCAGAUGAACUUCCAAGCACCUGAGC